Molecule: messenger RNA, 2436 nt
Organism: Populus trichocarpa (black cottonwood)
Lineage: Eukaryota; Viridiplantae; Streptophyta; Magnoliopsida; Malpighiales; Salicaceae
Product: cation/H(+) antiporter 4
Exons: 3
Coding region: 1-2436 (811 amino acids)
Biological process (GO): regulation of pH; proton transmembrane transport
Cellular component (GO): endomembrane system; membrane
Molecular function (GO): antiporter activity
Source: RefSeq, a predicted model, not a curated record
AUGGACUUCACGCCAAGAAACAUCGUGAACGUAAGUGGAGAUUGCUUCGACCAUGUUAGAGUUUUCUCUGAUGGAAUGUGGAACGUAAAACAUGGGGAAAGUAUUCUUCAGCAUUCAUUGGUUCGUUUCCAUGUUCAAUUGAUUGUGAUUUUCCUUCUUGUGAACUCUUUUCACUUGGUGCUCCAACGAUUCCAUUUUACCCAUUUCACCUCCGAGAUCCUGGCAGGUAUAGUAUUGGGACAAACUGUAUGGAGAGACAAUGACAAAUCAGAGCGCUUGUUCCCUACAGUAGUGCGCAAUCAAGUCUUUGCUUCAUUAUCAAAGAUUGGUUACAUUCUGUUCUCGUUCUUGAUUGGUGUGAGAAUGGAACCAAGUUUGAUAUGGAAAACAGGAAGAACUGCCACUUUUUUAGCGACUCUGCUGUUCAUAUUCCAUCACAUAGCAAUGCUAAGCAUCGACAUCACGUUUGACAAAGAUAAGGAGAAGUUAACUGCGGGAUUCGUGCUUGCAAAAGAAGCAUUUUCAGCUAUAUAUUUUGCAUCGAUAACCACUACCGAAUUUGUUAUGGUCAGUACCAUUUUAAUGCAGCUUAAGAUAAUAAAUUCGCAGCUUGGACACCUUGCUCUAGCAUCCUCAUUGUUAUUCAAAUUGGCAACCUUUGCAGUAGGAACUUUGUUUGGUUUCAUAAAUGCUUUUGUAAAUAUAUCGUCUCAAGUGGGAGCUCGGAUCGUUAUUUAUUCUCUUGCACUUAUCGUGUUUACUGUAGUCGUGUCGAGGAAAACAAUGCUCUUCUUCAUUAGAAGCACACCAGUAGGUAAGCCUACGAAGGAAAUCUACACCACUAUGACUGUAGGCGUACUAUUUUUAUUGUCAGCAAUUGGUGACGAAGUAGGACUGCAUUAUAUGUAUGGCCCUUUAAUACUUGGCCUGGCAGUGCCUGCACGGUCUCCUUUAGCUGAAGUCCUAGUAGCAAAGUUCGAUACAUUGGUUUCAGGAUUUUUUCUACCACUCAUGGCGGUGUUCUGUUCCUCCAAACUCAAUUUAUUUCAGUUUAUCCACGAGUUUAAGGAUGCUGUUCAUCUCCAGAUUUCAUUGAUUGGAUAUGUGAUGAAGCUGCUGGUAACUUUUAUCGGGGCGUAUUUUUGCAAGAUACCUUUAAGACAUGCUAUUGCCCUCACAAUCAUCUUGAAUGCCAAAGGCAUUACUGAAAUUGCACAAUUUUUAAGCUUCGGUGACAUUACGAAAUUCCCAAUUUGUGCAAACGUCUCAUUGCUUUUUCUCUCAUCAAGAUUGCUUUCUCUCUCUCAGGAACUAGACGCAGCCUCUGGAAUUUUCUUAGUAUUUCUGUUACAAGCAUUUCAGCCACUCCUUAUUAAAAAGCUUUACAAUCCUGCAGACCAAUACAUUGGGUACCAGAAUAAAUCCAUUGAGAAGGCUUCUGAUGAUGCGGAGCUCCAGAUACUUGCCUGUGCACAUAGGCAAGAGGAUGCUGUUGCGGCAAUCAAGCUCUUACAGUAUUCCAAUCCUACAAAACAAAGUCCCUUGUCCGUUUAUGUACUUUGCCUGGAGGAACUCGUUAGCAGUUCCACCCCUCUCCUAAUCAAUCACCAAUUAGGCCAAAAAAUGUCCUCUUACAGGGUAUCCCGCUCACAACCAAUCAUUGAUAUCUUCAAGUAUUUUGAGUCACAGUACAAGAAGUUCGUCCGGGUGAAUAUGUUCACUGCCGUAUCGCCACUAAAACAGAUGCAUGAGGACAUUUGUUGGCUCUCUUUUGACAAGGCUUGCUCCCUAAUAAUACUUCCAUUUCAUAAGAAAUGGAAUAGCAAAGGCAAAUUGGUUUCCAGCAACACUGAUACAAGGAACUUGAAUAUUACUGUACUGGAAAGGGCACCUUGUUCUGUUGGCAUCCUCAUUGAUCGUAGUAGAACCCAGGGCUUGUCUUCUAUCUUCCUUGCGUCAACAUAUCGUGUGGCUGCACUGUUCUUUGAAGGCCCAGAUGAUAGGGAGGCAGUUGCUUAUGCCUUAAGGAUGGCAGGAAGAUUUGGACUUCAUUUAACAGUUAAGCGUUUUAUCACCCCUACUACUGAGCAAGUCUAUCAUGAUUGGGAUUACAUGCUUAACAGUGAAUUUUUGAGAAACUUGAAACUUGGAGUGUCAGAAAGUAGUAGUAUCAAUUACAUAGAGGAGACUGUGAGAGAUGGAGCUGACACAUCAUCCAUAAUAAAGUCAAUGGUGGGAGGUUAUGACCUUAUCAUGGCAGGGCGGCGCCAUCAAACUGAGCCACAAGCUUUUUCAGGUCUAUCAGAAUGGAUGGAUUUGCAAGAGCUUGGGCCGAUAGGGGACCUGCUUGCUUCUGAGGAUAUUACUAGUGCAAUUUCAGUUUUGGUGGUUCAACAGCAGAUCAUGAAAGCAAGUCACAGCAGUACUUUGAAUUAA